AUGGUGCACAUGGUAAACAUGGAACUGAGUUCGACCAAUCAAAGGGCGGAACUGCAUAGAGGUGGCAAGAAGGACGAGCAUAGGGAGGACGUUCAACAGAAAAGGAUUUGCAGUUGCGGGGGAAAGGAGAGUCUAGCCCGUCAUGUUGCGGCCCUCCUCUGUGAAAACAUGGAGUCCCCCGGAAGCGUUUGCUGGAUAGCCUCCCUAGAAGACAACCUGUUGGACCUUAUCCUCGGCAAGGUCCUGCGCAGCAGCGCCCGGAGCAGCUUUCGCAAUCUGCUUCUCGUGUGCAAGGACUGGCGCCGCAUCACCGCUCGCUACGCUCUCAAUUGGGACUGCACCCAGCAGAACGCGGUCCCUAAGCUCGGGGCCGCUCUACGCAAUGCGCCAUGUGGGGCCACAAUCCUGCAAUUGCGGUUCGACGUCGAUGGGACUUGGACCAGCAGCACCGCCGGGCGCUUCACACCGGAAGGCUUUGAGGCCCUCAAGGCAGCGCUCCUGCCGGCCAAGGACCAUGCACGCGUGCUUCAUCUGGUGCAGUUCCCCGUCCCGCUCGUUGUCUUCCUGCCGUUCUUGCACGACGGCCUGCCCUGCCUGGAGAGCUGUUCCAUUGACGUGGGCUACGGCAGCAGCGCGCGCAGCCUGGCCCUCACCCCCUGGACGGACAUGGUUGAACCGCUUUGGAGUCGCCCGCCGCCCAUCCCCCCCGCCCCCAGCCUUCUCCACCUGACCCUCACCGCGUGCGGGCGCGACCUGCGAGAUGAGUUCCUGGUGCGCCUGCAGGAAGCCUUCCCCCGGCUAGAAACUCUAGUUCUAUCAGGCGUAAGCCAGCUUCGCGCACCUGUCAUCUUCUCCAACUCCCUGUUCGAGGUGGACAUCUCGGGCGUGCGCUGCACCAUCUCUAGUUGCACCGUGCGCGCCGCCAGCCUGGCCUGCCUCCGCCUCUUUCUCAGCAGUUCGACAGGGAUGGGUGCCACACACCUAGAGGCGCCGCGCCUCGAACACCUGUGCAUCUUCAGCGGUUUCAACGGGGCCAUCUCGCAAGCCCCCCGCAGCAUCAAGCACCUCACAAUUGAGUCCCACGACUGGUGGCGCUGGCGUUACUUUGAGCACCAGCUGUCAUUUGUCAAGCAAGACCUCAUCUGUCUGCAGCUUCUGUUCACAGGGCAUGGGGACGUAGUUGGAGCACCCUCACUACAGGGGUUCCUGCAAGCACUCGCGUCUGCGCCGGCGCUUGAAAGCUUGGAGAUCAGUGCGCGGUUGCUGGACUCGCUGCCGAAUGCCGGGGGGGAAGGCCGCUUCCUGUGGGGCGGGGCUCAGCUGCCCCUGGUGCGCCACCUGUCGGUCGAGUUAUGGCAGCCCAGCAGUCUAGAGAAGGGGGCAGCACUAGCGAGGGCCUGCCCUGCGCUGCGGCAGUUUCAGGUGAGGCCUCUCUGGCCGCUGAGGGGCUGGGAGAAGAGCACGCUGGAGGCAGUCUUCCCGAAUGUGGAAUAUCUGGAGGACGAGUCAUAGGGUCGACAUUUACUGUACUAUACUUGAGGAAGUAGGGCUGGUGAGGCUGCACGUCGUACUUCUGCGGACCGUGCUUACGGCAAACGUUACACCAGUGUUGAUGUCUAGCGAGCAUCAAUGCAAGAGCCUUGUGUUUGGAUGAUACCGUUAGUUGCAGUUGAUAGAAUGGACGGGGAAUGGACUCAGCAGUGGAAUAAGACAAGCUUUUCAGACAGGAAAGGGCACUCGAAUUAUGUACCUUGCACGGCGCACUUUUGUAAAGAGACGGAGUGUACUAUUGACUACUUCCGGGGAGUUUCAGUCUGAAUUGUACCAGCUGAUACUCAGC
Messenger RNA from Klebsormidium nitens, 1840 nucleotides. Lineage: Eukaryota; Viridiplantae; Streptophyta; Klebsormidiophyceae; Klebsormidiales; Klebsormidiaceae. The record is from the annotation of a GenBank genome assembly.